This is a messenger RNA of Phycomyces blakesleeanus NRRL 1555(-), 777 nucleotides long. RefSeq lists its product as hypothetical. The record is from RefSeq and is a predicted model, not a curated record. Gene Ontology annotation, biological process: intracellular signal transduction; protein phosphorylation; negative regulation of glycogen biosynthetic process. The transcript has a single exon. Gene Ontology annotation, molecular function: ATP binding; protein serine/threonine kinase activity. Lineage: Eukaryota; Fungi; Mucoromycota; Mucoromycetes; Mucorales; Phycomycetaceae. Gene Ontology annotation, cellular component: cytoplasm; nucleus; cytosol. The annotation marks the transcript as partial.
AUUAAUGAUUACACCGUUCUUACUACACUAGGUGCAGGUGCAUUCGGCAUUGUUCGGCAUGCACAUCACAAUGAUAGACCGGAUGAAGAAUUGGUUAUUAAGUUUGUAACGAAGUCCAACAUUCUGGUUGACAGUUGGGUACGAGACCGGUCCUUGGGUGUUAUUCCUGUUGAGAUACAUGUCCUCAACACUCUAAGAAAGAAUCCUCAUCCCAACUGUGCAUCAAUGCUUGAUUUUUUUGAAGACGAUGAUUACUGCUACAUUGUAAUGCCAAAGUAUGGAGACGGAAUGGAUUUGUUCGAUAGCAUUGAAUUUCGCUUAGAAGUCCAAAAUUCCGCGCGUCAUAUCUUUAAGCAAAUAGCUUUGGCCGUUCAACAUCUGCACCACCACAAAAUAGUUCACCGAGACAUUAAGGAUGAAAACAUCAUUCUAGACCGAAAAAAUCAAGUUUGGCUAAUUGAUUUUGGCAGUGCAGCUUAUGUGAAGUCUAACCGAUCGUUCGAAACCUUUGUCGGCACUUUUGAUUAUGUUCCACCCGAAAUACUUCGAGGAGAAAGCUAUGAAGGACCACCACAAGAUAUAUGGGCCUUGGGAAUAUUACUCUACACAAUUAUUUACAAGGAAAAUCCAUUUUAUUGCAUGGAGGAAAUUAUGGGACAUGAGUUGAGGGUUGCACCCGAUGCAUGCCCCAUUAUGGUCGAUUUGAUAGAAAAAAUGUUGAGAAGAGAAGUAGCAGAACGAAUCAAUAUAGAUCAGGUUCUAGAGCACGCUUGGCUU